AAGUACUAAAAUGGUAAUUUUCUGUGACACGUUGGCAUUCUAUAUCAGCACAACUGCUGAGUCACACCACAUCAAACCUUGGACCCAUCAACAUGCAAAGAAAGAGGAGGGAGUCGAAAUCUUUCUCCAGCUGCUUGUUCUUGGACAGAGCCCGAUAAUUUUGGAAGCAAUUACUUACGUCCCCUUCUCCUCACCGUCCACCAUAUGAGGAUGGAAAUUAAACAAACAUGACUGGCAUGAUCCAAAUGUGGAGUAAGAUUCUUGAUUUCUUGCUUGCUAUCCCUUUCAAAAGAACACUAUACUGCCGCCACCAAGUGAUUGUCCAAUGAUCUGAAAGAAGA
This is a messenger RNA of Linum tenue, 341 nucleotides long. The record is from the annotation of a GenBank genome assembly. Lineage: Eukaryota; Viridiplantae; Streptophyta; Magnoliopsida; Malpighiales; Linaceae.